Molecule: messenger RNA, 336 nt
Organism: Triticum turgidum subsp. durum (durum wheat)
Lineage: Eukaryota; Viridiplantae; Streptophyta; Magnoliopsida; Poales; Poaceae
Source: the annotation of a GenBank genome assembly
AUGAUAUGUGAAAAGUGUGUGCUAGAUGUGGCCCCUAUCCAGCGUUUUGAUUUGUCCACUCAGGUGCUUUUGUCUAGGUGCGGGCUGAAUCCAAUGCAAGUUUUUGGAGCAGUUGGGUUCCAGAACAAACGACUAGGUAUUCCCAAAGAGGUCAUUCCACUGGUGGCUAGCAUAAUACCUUCAUGUCGGGACAACGAUCCAAGCAAGCAACCAUCAUUCUACCAGCUCUUGUCAUCGUUGAAGAAAUUACAGUGGUUACAUUGUUACAGAAAGCCUAUGACAAUUUGCGAGUGUUGUUUGUGCAAUAUAUUGGUUUUAUGGGAGGUGCAUGUAUGA